AUGAAGGCCUGCUUGCCAGCGGAGCGGCUUUUCCAGGGCGAGACGGACGGCUCCUCUUUUCCGAACGGAGGCCUGCGAGUGACCCACUCCGCAGCCGCUUUCACCACCUGGGACCGGUCCUCGCCUCCCUUCGUGAUGGACAAGUGCCUGUACAUCCCGUGCGCCUUCGUGACGCACUUCGGAAAGUGCAUCGAUGAGAAGACGCCGCUGCUGCGAUCCAUGGAUGCAGUGACCCUCCACGGCCUGCGCCUCUUGAAGAACAUUGGAAUCGGCACCGAUGCUAAGUGCAUGUUCAGCUACCUGGGAUGGGAGCAGGAGUUCUUCGUGCUGAGCGCCGCGCACUACAAGGCGCGCCCCGACUUGGUGAACACCGGCCGCACGCUCUUCGGCAAGCUGCCCACCCGUCAUCAGCAGGGAGACUUGAACUACUUCCAGGCGAUCCCCGGCAGCGUGCAGGAGCUGCUGGAUAACGUCCAGGCUGAGAUGCUUAAGAUCGGCUGCCCCAUGGCGGUGAAGCACAACGAGGUGGCACCCGGCCAGCACGAGAUGUCCCCGGUCUUCCGUACUGCCAACGUGUCCUGCGACAGCAACGUGUGCUUCAUGGAGGUCAUGAACCGAGAAGCCGCGAAGCUGGGUCUGCAGGUGCUCUUCCACGAGAAGCCCUUCGCCGGCAUCAACGGCAGCGGCAAGCACGCGAACUGGUCCAUUGGCACCGACACCGGCAUGAACUUCUUCUACCCAGGCAAGAACGAGGCUGGUGCCAAGCUCUACGUGACCGCCAUUGCUUGCCUGUCCUACGGGCUUGCGCAGUACCUUGGUCAGGGCUUCGAGGCUUUCGUUGAGAGCAUUUGCUCUGGUGGCGACCUGCUCGGAUACAAGGCUGAGAAGAAGAAGCAGAACAAGCACGUCAUCUUCACCGGAAACGGCUACUCGGCGGAAUGGCCUGUCGAGGCAAGCAAGCGAGGACUGCCGAAUCUGAACACCACGCCCAAGGCCAUUGCCACCUGGGCUUCCGAGAAGAACACCAAGCUCCUCGAGACCCUGAAGAUCUACACCAAGGAGGAGACAGAGGCACGCCAGGAAGUGAUGUACGAGAACUACAUCUCCUGCAUGUGCUGCGAGGUCGAGACGAUGAUCCAGAUGGUGGAGACCGGCUACCUGCCGGCCUGUGCCAAGGACCUGGAGAAGUUCAAGGGCUUCGACAAGCUCGCCGGCAGCCGCAAGACAAUCUACGACAGCAUCGUCGACGAGUUGGAGAAGUUGAAGUCUGUCAUCGCAGCCAAGCCCCACAGCUCUUUGGCAGAGGAGGCCACUUACUUGUGCGACACCGUGAAGCCGCAGAUGGUGGCACUCCGUGCCAAGGUGGACAAGGCAGAGAGCGUCAUGGAGUCGUCUCUCUACCCUUACCCCACCUACGAGGCCAUGAUCUACUCCCACCACUUCUGA
Molecule: messenger RNA, 1446 nt
Organism: Symbiodinium necroappetens
Lineage: Eukaryota; Dinophyceae; Suessiales; Symbiodiniaceae
Source: the annotation of a GenBank genome assembly